Setaria italica (foxtail millet) is the source of this 3217-nucleotide messenger RNA. RefSeq names its product copper-transporting ATPase HMA5. The transcript has 6 exons. The record is from RefSeq and is a predicted model, not a curated record. Gene Ontology annotation, molecular function: ATPase-coupled monoatomic cation transmembrane transporter activity; ATP binding; copper ion binding. Gene Ontology annotation, biological process: monoatomic cation transport. Bases 1 to 3003 code for a protein of 1000 amino acids. Lineage: Eukaryota; Viridiplantae; Streptophyta; Magnoliopsida; Poales; Poaceae. Gene Ontology annotation, cellular component: membrane.
AUGGCGGCGAGCACUCGAACCCUCUUCCUCUCCUGCUUCAAUGGCGGCGGCGGCGGCGAGGUGAGCCGCCACCUCGCGCUGCGGCCGCGGUACCCGUCCAUGCCGCGGCGCCCUAGACCGGCCACGGUCGCCGGCGACGCGGGAGGAGGCGGAGGAAGCGGCGGCGACCUGGAGGCCGCGAAGGGGGCUGCGGAGAAGGCGGCGGAGGAGGAGAAGGUGGCGGUGUUCGAGGUGAUCGGAAUGUCGUGCGCCGCGUGCGCGGGGUCGGUGGAGAAGGGCGUGAAGCGCCUCCCGGGCAUCCACGACGCCGCCGUCGACGUCCUCGGGGGCCGCGCGCAGGUCAUCUUUUACCCCGUCUUCGUCUCGGAGGAGAAAAUUAGGGAAGCCAUCGAGGAUGUUGGUUUUGAAGCUAAGCUGAUCAACGAGGAGGUCAGGGAAAAGAACAUUCUAGUAUGCAGGCUGCAUAUAAAAGGAAUGACCUGCACUUCUUGCACAAACACAGUAGAAUCUGCCUUGCAAGCUUUUCCUGGGGUUCAAAGAGCUUCAGUUGCAUUGGCUACUGAAGAGGCAGAGAUCCGUUAUGAUCGCAGGAUUGUUGCUGCUAACCAACUUAUCCAGGCAGUGGAAGAGACUGGCUUUGAAGCAGUCCUGAUCACUGCAGGAGAAGAUCGGAGCAGGAUAGAUCUCAAAAUAGACGGCGUUCUCAAUGAGAGGUUAAUAAUGAUACUAGAAAGCUCUAUACAAGCUCUUCCUGGUGUGGAAGACAUAAAAGUUAACACUGAACUCCACAAGAUCACCAUCUCAUACAAGCCUGACCAGACAGGACCCAGGGACCUCAUCGAAGUCAUUGAGUCAGCCACAUCUGGUGAUAUUACUGCAUCAAUAUAUCCAGAAGCGGAAGGAAGGGAGCAUCAUAGGUAUGGGGAAAUCCAGCGAUACAAGCAGUCUUUCUUGUGGAGCUUAAUAUUCACUAUCCCAGUGUUUCUCACCUCCAUGGUAUUCAUGUACAUUCCUGGGCUGAAGGAUGGGCUCGAAAAAAAGGUUGUCAACAUGAUGAGCAUUGGUGAACUAUUGCGGUGGAUCUUGUCAACACCAGUCCAAUUUAUAAUUGGCCGCAAGUUUUAUACUGGUGCUUACAAGGCAAUGUGCCAUGGCUCCCCGAACAUGGAUGUUCUCAUUGCUCUAGGGACGAACACUGCUUACUUUUACUCAGUUUACUCGGUUCUUCGAGCAGCUACCUCUGAGAAUUACAUGUCAACUGAUUUUUUCGAGACAAGUUCCAUGCUCAUAUCAUUUAUCCUCCUUGGUAAGUACCUUGAGAUCUUGGCAAAAGGGAAGACCUCUGAGGCUAUUGCUAAACUGAUGGAUCUUGCACCGGAAACUGCAACACUGUUGAUACAUGACCAUGAAGGGAAUGUUGUAGGAGAGAAAGAGAUUGACAGUAGAUUGAUUCAGAAAAAUGAUGUUAUCAAAGUAGUCCCCGGUGGGAAAGUUGCUUCUGAUGGCUUUGUUAUAUGGGGCCAAAGCCAUGUGAAUGAAAGUAUGAUAACUGGAGAAUCGCGGCCCGUGGCAAAGAGGAAGGGUGAUACCGUAAUUGGAGGUACGGUCAAUGAGAAUGGUGUGCUCCAUGUCCGGGCAACAUUUGUCGGAUCCGAGAGCGCGCUGUCACAGAUUGUAAGGCUUGUAGAAUCAGCACAAAUGGCAAAAGCUCCUGUCCAGAAGUUUGCUGAUCAGAUAUCUAGAGUCUUUGUCCCACUUGUUAUUGUUCUCUCUUUGCUUACUUGGCUCGUGUGGUUCUUAGCUGGGAGGUUCCAUGGUUACCCUUACUCAUGGAUACCUUCUUCCAUGGAUAGCUUUCAACUUGCCCUUCAGUUUGGAAUAUCAGUUAUGGUGAUUGCUUGUCCUUGUGCCUUAGGGCUGGCAACUCCAACUGCGGUAAUGGUUGCAACUGGAGUCGGUGCCUCAAAAGGCGUUUUGAUCAAGGGUGGGCAAGCUCUUGAGAGUGCACAUAAGGUAGACUGCAUUGUAUUUGAUAAAACAGGAACACUGACUAUUGGGAAGCCUGUUGUUGUCGACACCAGGCUUCUCAAAAACAUGGUCUUGCGUGAAUUCUAUGAUUGUGUUGCAGCAGCAGAGGACAACAGUGAGCACCCACUGGCGAAGGCAAUAGUGGAGCAUGCCAAGAAGCUGCACUCAGAAGAAAACCACAUCUGGUCUGAAGCAAGGGAUUUUAUUUCAGUACCUGGACAUGGUGUCAAGGCCAAAGUUAAUGAUAAGAGUGUCAUUGUGGGGAACAAGAGCUUUAUGCUGUCAUCAGGCAUUGAUAUCCCCAUGGAAGCUUUGGAAAUACUAGCGGAAGAAGAGGAGAAAGCACAAACAGCCAUUAUUGCGGCUAUGGAUCAAGAAGUUGUGGGCAUAAUCUCUGUAUCUGACCCUAUAAAACCAAAUGCCCAUGAAGUGAUAUCAUACCUCAAAUCCAUGAAUGUGGAGAGCAUAAUGGUGACCGGGGAUAACUGGGGGACUGCUAAUGCCAUUGGCAAAGAGGUUGGCAUUGAAAAGAUCAUUGCUGAAGCAAAACCAGAGCAGAAGGCUGAGAAGGUGAAGGAACUUCAGUUGUCUGGAAAAACCGUGGCGAUGGUUGGUGAUGGAAUAAACGACUCCCCAGCACUUGUGUCAGCUGAUGUAGGUCUGGCAAUUGGUGCAGGAACAGAUGUCGCCAUUGAAGCGGCCGACAUUGUCCUCAUGAAGAGCAACUUGGAGGAUGUGGUCACUGCUAUCGAUCUUUCCAGGAAGACGUUCUUCCGCAUUCGAAUGAACUAUGUCUGGGCUCUCGGCUACAACAUCAUCGGCAUACCAAUAGCUGCGGGGGUGCUCUUCCCAUCGUCCCGGUUCCGCCUGCCACCAUGGGUUGCCGGCGCCGCAAUGGCGGCUUCAUCCGUCAGUGUCGUAUGUUGGUCUCUGCUGCUGAGGUACUACAAAAGUCCAAAGAAGUUUGGCAAUUGAUGGCACAGGAGCAACCUGAGCAGUAUUAGCUUGAAAUGAACCCUAGAUAUCAAUGAGUAUAAUCGUACAUAGUAGCGGGUGAACUUCCUGGAGUUGAAGUUGCGUAAAAUAAGCUGUACAUAUGCGUUACUUCUGUUGUGGAGUUCGAUCACAAGUUUUUUUUUCCGUGAAUACGUAGGAGAGCUGCGUAUCUUAAGAAAAAAGUUUUCAUACA